This is a messenger RNA of Etheostoma spectabile (orangethroat darter), 1752 nucleotides long. RefSeq names its product gap junction protein beta 1b (gene gjb1b). Gene Ontology annotation, molecular function: gap junction channel activity. The record is from RefSeq and is a predicted model, not a curated record. The coding region runs from base 206 to 1033 and encodes 275 amino acids. Lineage: Eukaryota; Metazoa; Chordata; Actinopteri; Perciformes; Percidae. The transcript has 2 exons. Gene Ontology annotation, biological process: cell-cell signaling. Gene Ontology annotation, cellular component: connexin complex.
UGUAAAUAGUUUAUAUAAGAGCAUAUGACUGCUACGGUGCAGGGCACUGGCUAGUGGCGGAGGAAUGAUUAGCAUUUUCCUAACGCAUGGUGUUCUCAGCCAGCCUUCUGGCGUCCUAAAAAUCUCAAAAUAUUUUAAAUAAUUUCUUCUUUCUUCUUUGUACACAUUUUUGUGUACCACCACAGCUGAAGACCUGGAGUCGAAAAUGAACUGGGGGACCUUUUAUGCCGUGAUCAGCGGCGUAAACAGGCACUCUACGGGCAUUGGACGCGUUUGGCUCUCCGUCAUCUUCAUCUUCCGUAUCUUGGUCCUGGUGGUCGCUGCUGAGAGCGUUUGGGGAGAUGAAAAGUCCGGCUUCACCUGCAACACCCAGCAGCCUGGCUGCAACAGCGUCUGUUACGACCAGUUCUUCCCCAUCUCGCACAUCCGCCUGUGGGCGCUCCAGCUCAUCCUGGUCUCCACCCCCGCCCUGCUGGUUGCCAUGCAUGUGGCCCACCGACGCCACAUCGACAAGAAGAUCCUGAAGAGGACGGGCCGCGGCACCCCCAAGGAGCUCGAACACAUCAAGAACCAGAAGUUUCAGAUCAUCGGAGCUCUUUGGUGGACAUACACGAUCAGUAUCAUCUUCCGAAUCAUCUUGGAGGUGGCUUUUCUGUACGUCUUCUACUUGCUUUACCCUGGCUUUAAGAUGGUGCGUUUGGUAAAGUGUGAUUCGUACCCAUGCCCCAACACAGUGGACUGUUUUGUCUCCAGGCCGACUGAAAAGACCAUAUUCACCGUGUUCAUGCUGGCAGUGUCUGGGGUGUGUGUGCUGCUGAACCUGGCUGAGUUGGUAUACCUCAUAGGCAGGGCCUGCAAACGGUGCUUACGAGGCUCUGAAGAAGAGUCCAAAGUAGCUUGGAUAAGUCAACGAUUGUCAACUUAUAGACAGAAUGAAAUCAAUCAGCUGAUAGCAGACCAUUCUCUCAAGUCUAAAUUAAAUGUGACCAAAAAGAGCCCAACUGAGAAGGGUGAAAUGUGUUCUGCUUUCUGAGACUCUGCCUCUCCUGUUCCCGUUUAACUAAUCAACAGUAACCACACACGUCCCUGGAGUAUGUUGCUCUGCAUAAAUGUCACAUAGUCUGUAUAUUUCAUCAUUGUCAGCAGACACAUUUACACUAUUUAUGCAUCACUCAGUCUAUCGCUUAUUAAUUCAUCCGUUUUUUCUUUGUCAUUGGUUAUACUGACACAAGUGUUGCUGUUGGAACUCGUCUAAACUAUUUGGAGCCAGUAGUGAAAGUUAAAGGACCAUAGCAUACCGGUGUUUUAGUCCACUUCCUAAAACACAUUACAUUGUUGUUGAUUUUAGUGCUUUCAUUUGACUAGCCAAGGCGCAGAAACCAUGCUUGUGUGUGUUGAGUGACAAUAAAGUUCAAAAUAUGGAUUUGUUUGAAAAUCCUGCAUAUGUGGUGGCACACUGUUUAGAAAGCACCAGUUGCUGCCACGCAGUUGUAUUUACAAGCUAUGAUGCGUGGGAAGUAUGCCCAUUAAGCACACAUUGAUUUGAAAUAUGAAUAUUUAUUAUUUGGCAUUAUAAAGGUUUUUGUUAGAUAAAACAACUCGAUUCUUGGAUGUCAGUUUAUCUCCAGCACAUGAAUCUACUGCGCAGCAGAUUGGUCACACUCAGCCACAUAUCAGCUGCUUUGUCACGCAACAGUAAUGUAGCUUUGACACAAAAAAGGAAACGGGAAGCUGUCCGGAACGCUCUAAAAC